GGGAAAUUCAAUGGAGCGGUGUCGCGUACGAUGAGGCUUCGCUGUUGUCUCGGGAAAGGAGAAGACUUUGGAUAAGUUACGGCUGCCUGACUGCGGGCUCAUCUCUCCCGACUUCUUUCGCUCAAACGAUCCAUUGAGGAGAGGAUGAUGACUGACGCCAGCGAGAUGUUGGCAGCUGCCUUGGAGCAAAUGGAUGGAAUCAUAGCAGGCUCCAAGGCCAUGGACUACUCCAAUGGCCUGUUUGACUGCCAGUCCCCCACGUCACCCUUUCUGGGUAGCCUGCGUACGCUGCACCUGUUGGAGGACCUGCGGGCGAUGCUUGAGUUGAUGGACACGGAGGAGAGGGACAACUUGCGAUGCCAGAUACCGGACACCACAGCGGAUGGACUAGUGGAGUGGCUACAAGGACGGAUUACCAACGGACACAGCUCAACAGCUGCUGAAGCUGUGUACCAGGAGCGCUUGUCACGACUGGAGAAUGACAAGGAGUGCCUCAUUCUGCAGGUAAGCGUUCUUACAGACCAGGUGGAGGUGCAAGGGGAAAAAAUACGGGACCUAGACAGGUGCCUUGAAGAACACCAAGUGAAGCUAAAUGCCACCGAGGAGCUGCUUCAGCAGGAGCUGUUGAACAGAUCAGCCCUGGAGACACAAAAGCUGGAGCUGAUGACAGAGGUUUCUAGUCUGAAACUGAAGCUGACUGCCACGGAGAGAGACCACAGGGAGAAUGAGGGCCUGUACCAGGAAAUAACGGACCUGCGGUUCAGAGUGACAGAUAUAGAGAAUGAAAGGCUACAAUGUGAGAAGAAACUCAGAGCGAGCAAAGAGGAGCUGCAGCUUUUGCAGAGACAGCUGGAGGAGCGAGAGGGGGAGCUGAGGAGGCUGAAGGAGGAGGUCAGGGUGGGCAGCCAUGAUGGAGGAGAUGGAGGACAGAAAGUUGUAUCCAGCCAAUUACCCAACUCUUCCGAGCCGUCCUGGUCGCUGCUCCACCCCCACCUGCAGACAUGGCCAAUUGUGUCUGUAGCGACGCCCGACCAAGUGGGAGGUAACACAGGGAUUCGAACCGGCAAUCCCUGUGUUGAUUCUGAGAUGUUGAAGAUGAAGAGGGCGCUGGAGUCCCUGAUGUCAGCCAAUGAUGAGAAGGAGCGAAGGAUAGAGGAGCUGCAGCAGUCUCUCACACAGUUCAAGAAAGUGCAGGAACUGGUAAAAGAGAAGUUGAACGAAGGCGACUACGAUGAUCCCUGCAUUCCUGCAGCCGCGGAGGAGGAUUCGACAUUGGACGGGGAGACAGGAAGGAGCUCGGGCGAGUCUGUCCCGUGUAUAGCGGUGCUCUCAGAAAUGAAUGAACUGGACCAGGAGAGGCAGCUACAGGCACAGGCAGCAGAAAGCCCCCGGAAUGUCCCACCACCUGGAAACUUGGCCCACGUACCCGGCAGUACAGGCCAGACUAAAAACAGAGCAGGAACUAAGUCAAGCACCACAUGCGAUGAGAGUUUUGGUACCAAGAAGAUGCGCUCCUCUUUUGGCCGGGGCUUCUUCAAGCUGCGCGGUGGCAAGCAGACCGCCAGCGCCCCAAAUCUGACUGAGUCAGAACGGAAAGGUACAGACCACUUGGACUUGGCGGGUGUUCCUCCACGUAAAACUCAGGAUGAAGCCGCCCUGCCAUCUUCACCAGAAAACAAGAAGAAGUCUAAAGGGUUCAAGAGGUUCUUUGGAAGGCUAAAGAGGAGUCACUCGACUUCCUUCAACCUUGAAGAGGCGUCAGAGAUGGAGUUCAGACGGGGUGGGGUCAGGGCCACCGCCGGUCCCCGUCUCGGGUGGUCACAUGACUUAAAGUAUGACGCCAAUGCCGUGGACAUCCCAUUCUCCCAGUGGAGUAAGGAGCAGGUGUGUGCGUGGCUGCAGGACCAGGGUCUGGGGAUGUAUGUGGCCCAAGGCCACGACUGGAUCCGCUCGGGUCAAACACUGCUGCAGGCGUCUCAACAUGAAAUGGAGAAGGAGCUGAAUAUCAAGCAAGCGCUCCACAGGAAGAAGCUGCAGCUGGCCUUGCGAGCGCUCGGCUCUGAGGAGGAAGACCCCAAGAACAAACUUGACCACAACUGGGUGACCAGAUGGCUGGAUGACAUUGGCCUACCACAGUAUAAGAAUCAGUUUGAUGAGGGCCGUGUUGACGGGCGUAUGCUACACUACAUGACUGUGGAGGACCUGCUGUCUCUGAAGGUGGGCAGUGUCCUUCAUCACCUCAGCAUCAAGAGGGCCAUCCAGGUCCUCCGCCUCUACUUGUACGAUCCAAACUGUCUCAGACGGCGGCCGUCCGAUGAGAACAACAUCACACCGGCAGAGAUCUCCCUGUGGACGAACCACAGGGUGAUGGAGUGGCUGCGGUCUGUCGACCUGGCUGAGUAUGCCCCCAACCUGCGGGGCAGCGGAGUGCAUGGUGGACUCAUGGUGCUGGAGCCCCGCUUCAAUGUGGAAACUUUGGCCCUCCUGCUCAACAUCCCUCCCAGUAAGACCCUGCUGAGACGCCACCUGGCCACACACUUCCACCUGCUCAUCGGCUCAGAGGCCCAGCGGCUCAAACAGGACUGUCUGGAAAAUCCAGACUACGCCGUCCUCACCGCCACCGCCAAAGUCAAGCCCAGACGGCUCUCAUUCGGUAGCUUUGGGAAUCUGAGGAGGAAGCGGCAGGAGGACAGCGAUGAAUACAUCUGCCCCAUGAACGUGGAGAUGCCCAAAAGCAGCAGUUUCCAGAGAGGCCUGCGGCUCUACGAGGACAACCUCGACAAUCUGGAACAAAUGGAGGACUCAGAGGGGACUGUGAGACAGAUAGGAGCAUUUUCUGAUGGCAUCAACAAUCUGACGAGCAUGCUGACGGAUGACGAGCUCUUCCCGUCCGUCUCUUCCGAGGUCACCAUGGCGGAUGACGCCUCCAACGUGUGUGAGGGAGAAACCGAGCCUCGGCCUCUUUGUUAAGCCAACAUUGUGAAUCCAAAAAAACAAAAACAAACUGUGCCACACUUUCCUUCGACUCCUCCGACUACCAGCUACCAAUAUUUCUUUUAAAUAUCUGUGGACGCUUCAAGAUCUGCGUGUCUGAUAGUAACCUUUACCAUUCCCAGCCUCCACAACUCUUCAUAUUUAUUUAAGUGGUCAGAGGUGUCGUGCAUGAACCGAAGAUGUUACCUGUAUUGGACCUGUGUACCUCCUUUUACCUUUUACUUUAGUGGGAGAGCAUCUACGUUUUUACUUUGUUUUUGUUUUUUUCUUUCUUCUAAUGUUCAGAAACGUAAGUAGUCUUACCUGGUCCCAGUUUGUGGCCUAUCUUUUCCUCUCUGAGUGUUUGUUUGUCCCUGUUUCUGCUUCCUUGUUGUGUUGGCAGAAGUGAUGUUCACGUGUCCCGGUCACGGCGGUCUUACUUGUGGUCCUCAGUUCAGCUUUUUGCAGUCUGAGGAGUGAGCGUGGCUGAGGCUGAAUGAGGAAACUGCAAACUUCUUCUUUCAAGGAAUAUUUCUCCACCCAGAGGUAGCGCUAUGCAAACAUAAGCCAUGUGGGUGAAGGCAUUUUAAUACACACUGUUCUAUUUUUUCAUGUUUUUUUUAAAUAAAAUUUUAAAAAGG
Lampris incognitus (smalleye Pacific opah) is the source of this 3614-nucleotide messenger RNA. RefSeq names its product liprin-beta-1-like. The record is from RefSeq and is a predicted model, not a curated record. Gene Ontology annotation, molecular function: protein binding. Gene Ontology annotation, biological process: neuromuscular junction development. Lineage: Eukaryota; Metazoa; Chordata; Actinopteri; Lampriformes; Lampridae. Bases 145 to 2970 code for a protein of 941 amino acids. Gene Ontology annotation, cellular component: presynaptic active zone. The transcript is spliced from 26 exons.